Rhinichthys klamathensis goyatoka is the source of this 1107-nucleotide messenger RNA. It is a transcript of the gene slc25a17, whose product is annotated as solute carrier family 25 member 17. Gene Ontology annotation, molecular function: NAD transmembrane transporter activity; FAD transmembrane transporter activity; coenzyme A transmembrane transporter activity. Gene Ontology annotation, biological process: transmembrane transport. Gene Ontology annotation, cellular component: peroxisomal membrane. The coding region runs from base 154 to 1107 and encodes 317 amino acids. Lineage: Eukaryota; Metazoa; Chordata; Actinopteri; Cypriniformes; Leuciscidae. The transcript is spliced from 9 exons. The record is from RefSeq and is a predicted model, not a curated record.
AAGUUGAUCAGUUCAGUUUGAUGUUGACAGGGAAAUCUCUCUUGGAGCUGUGUAUCAUUCCGAAUUCUGAACUCAGAAACCAUAUAAUUGGUUUGUAAUCUAAAUAAAUUAGGAAAAAAGUCACUUUGCAGUUGCAUUUUCCAGUUUGCGAGGAUGGGAUCUAAAGAUCUGAAACUUCUGGAUGUGUUUUCAUACGAGAGUCUCGUGCAUGCAGUCGCCGGUGCGAUGGGCAGUGUUACAGCAAUGACUGUUUUCUUUCCUCUUGAUACAGCUCGGCUUCGGCUGCAAGUUGAUGAAAAACGGAAAGCCAAAUCUACUCCAGCCAUUCUGUCAGAGAUCAUCAAGGAAGAGGGUCUGUUAGCUCCAUAUAGAGGCUGGUUUCCUGUAAUCUGCAGCCUCUGUUGCUCAAACUUCGUCUACUUCUAUUGUUUCCAUAGUCUGAAGGCCACCUGGCUGCAAGGUCAGAGGUCAACGCCAGGGCGAGACCUCGUCAUUGGUGUUGCAGCAGGUGUAGUGAAUGUUCUUGUGACCACUCCACUCUGGGUAGUCAAUACCAGACUGAAACUGCAGGGUGCGAAAUUCAGAAAUGAGGACAUACAGCCCACACACUACAGAGGAAUUAUGGAUGCGUUUGUACAGAUCAUGCAGCAGGAAGGAGUGGGAGCGUUAUGGAACGGGACGUUUCCCUCCCUGCUGCUGGUGCUCAAUCCAGCUGUGCAGUUCAUGAUCUACGAGGGUCUGAAAAGGCAUCUCCUGAGGGGCGUGAACAGAGAGCUGUCCUCGGUGGAGGUGUUUCUUAUUGGAGCCAUUGCUAAAGCCAUAGCAACCACCAUAACCUACCCACUACAGACAGUUCAGUCUGUUCUACGGUUCGGACAGCAUGGCAGGCCUGCAGAUCGGUCCAAACUCCUGAAUAGCCUGAGAUCUGUCAUGGAUCUGCUCAUCAAUAGAGUCAGGAAGUGGGGCAUGCUGGGAUUGUUUAAAGGCCUGGAGGCGAAGCUGCUUCAGACGGUCCUCACUGCCGCACUGAUGUUCUUGCUGUACGAGAAGAUUGCCAACACCACCUUCAGGGUCAUGGGGGUCAAACGCACAGUGACGUCCCACUGA